AAGGAGUAUGGUGUGGGUCAGUGCAGCAGUACUCCCCAGAGCCGCCAAGCCCAGGCGACUGCGGGGCUGGGGCAGGAUGAGCGGAGCUUGGGCAGGGAUGCCCGCGUGGGGAGGCAGCUCCAGGUGGGAUGCUUCCUGCGGGAGGGAGAAGGAUCCCGAAGGGAUCUAGUCAGAGGCCGAGCGGUACGGGCUCUGGGAGCAGGGAAAAGUAUCCCCGCGAAGGCUUCCCGCCGCCUCCCGCAAGUCAGGGGCGGAGCUGAGGUGCGGAAUCGUCCAACCGGAGGCGGGGAGGCGGAGCUUGGGUCCCCUAGAAGCCGAAGGCGCUGGCUGAACUGUAGUUUCCCGGGAGGGAGGCGAGAGCCGGACUGCGAGCAGGACCGUGUACGGGCGUCCGAGCAUCCACUCCAGCAUCCCGCCACCGGGCGGCAGGUGUGUGGGAGACUUGAAACCAUUCCAGGAUGGCUUUCCUUGGACUUUUCUCUUUACUGGUCCUGCACAGCUUGGCAACAGAGGCCAUGUUCCCUGAUGAAACCAUUUCUGAGUGGUCAGUGAAUAUGUAUAACCGUCUUCGAGCUACUGGGGAAGAAGAAAAUAUUCUCUUCUCUCCACUGAGCAUUGCUCUUGCAAUGGGAAUGAUGGAGCUUGGGGCCCAAGGAUCUACUCUGAAAGAAAUCCACCAUUCCAUGGGAUAUGACAGCCUGAAAAAUGGUGAAGAAUUUCCUUUCUUGAAAGAUUUUUCUAACAUGAUAAGUGCUGAAGAGAACCAUUAUGUGAUGAAGAUUGCCAAUUCCCUCUUUAUCCAAAAUGGAUUUCAUGUCCAUGAUGAGUUUUUGCAACUGUUGAAAAAGUAUUUUAAUGCAGAAGUCAACCAUGUGGACUUCAGUCAGAAUGUCGCUGUGGCCAACUACAUCAAUAAGUGGGUGGAGAAUUACACAAAUAAUCUGUUAAAAGAGUUGGUAUCCCCAAGGGACUUUGACACUGUCACUCACCUGGCACUCAUCAAUGCUGUGUAUUUCAAGGGGAACUGGAAGUCACAAUUUAGACCUGAGAAUACCAGAACUUUUUCUUUUACUAAAGAUGAUGAAACUGAAGUCCAAAUCCCAAUGAUGUACCAACAAGGAGAAUUUUAUUAUGGGGAAUUCAGUGAUGGUUCCAAUGAAGCUGGUGGAAUCUACCAAGUCCUAGAAAUACCAUAUGAGGGAGAAGAGAUCAGCAUGAUGCUGGUUCUGUCCAGACAGGAAGUUCCUUUGGCCACGCUGGAGCCAUUGGUCAAACCACAGCUGAUUGAAGAAUGGGCCAGCUCUGUGAAGAAGCAAAAGGUGGAAGUCUACCUGCCCAGGUUUACAGUGGAACAGGAAAUUGAUUUAAAAGAUAUUUUGAAGGCUCUUGGGGUAACUGAAAUUUUCAUCAAGGAUGCAAAUUUGACUGCUCUGUCAGAUAACCGAGAGUUGUUCCUGUCCAAAGCAAUCCACAAGUCCUUCAUAGAGGUGAAUGAAGAGGGCUCAGAAGCUGCUGCUGCCUCAGGCAUGAUUGCAAUUAGUAGGAUGGCUGUGCUGUAUCCUCAGGUCAUUGUCGAUCAUCCAUUUUUCUUUCUUAUCAGGAAAAGGAGAACCGGCACAAUCUUAUUCAUGGGACGCGUCAUGCAUCCUGAAACAAUGAACAGCAAUGGCCAUGAUUUCGAAGAACUUUAAAUGGCUUGGUUUACAUAACAAGAAAGCAGUAAUAAAGCACAUUAUGUUUGAAAUUAGUAUGUAUUUAAGAUUUGUGUUUUAUAGUAUAGCUUAAGAUAAUAUUUAAAAUAGUUCCAGAUAGAAAUAAUGUAUGUUUAAUCAGUCUGUCAAGCAGUGUUAUCAGUAUUAAGAUAAUGGUCUUAUGCCAUGUGUUUGUUGUGAUGAUGUUUAAAAUAAAAGUUCAUAGUGAAUAUGUGAACAGCUGUUUUUCAUUUUAGAAGUAGCAAUAGUUUGCACAUCCCUUUAAGUGAGAUUUGGAAACAGUGAUGUUCCUUCAGAAAGUGUAGCAGAAUGAUCCCACCAGGAACAUUUAUGUUUCUGGACCUCUCCAUAAUCAUGCAGAUUCAAAACAGCAAGGUAAGUGAGCACUACGCACUUGAAAACCAGCAAUAACAUGCAAGGCAAAGGCAGGUACACCGCACAAAUUCAAAUUGUUAUUGAUUUGAAAUCAGUGCAGAGGAGAGUGCAGGAAGGAAAUUCAAACCAACUGUUUCCACAACCCCAAGACAAAACCUUUUUAGAAAAAAAUAAAAUAAAAGAUAGGCAACCUCCCCAAAUGUUACCAGCUUGCAUAUUUACUAUACUUUUAUACAUUCUUAGUCAUUAUUAUAAACUAUACUUCUAGCUUUUAAGUAGUUUGCCCUAGAACAGUACACCCCGUGAGUCCUCUAGAUAUCCGAUAUUUCUUGAUACCUUUGUUUCUUACCUGCCUCAAGAUGCCACUUCAAGUGGUUGACCUGCCCCAUGUGGGUUUGCUUAUGUACAUUUUCUGAUGUUCACAUAAAGGUAAAGUCACCUAAUAGUGCAUUUCUCAGAAUACAACCAGAUAGCAAGUAGCACAUGAAAAUACUUCUUAUUUAGACAGCAUUAAUUUAUAGAAAACUGUUAGUUGAUGCAGGAUGUGACAUUAGUGCUUCUCAAAUUUCAUUAUGUAAUACAAUCACCUGGACUUUUUUAAUUCUUAGGAAAGGCCUAGGACGGUGUGUAUUUACUAAGCUCUUAAGUGACACUUUUGCUAUUUCGUCAUGGAUUUUCCUGUUUGUCAAUUGGGUAACAAAAUUCUACUUCAGAUAGAGUUAGUAUGUUUGAUAUUUUUAUAAAUAAACACGGGAAAACUAUAAUUUUCAUAGAGCUUAAAGAGAAUAAUACUGGGAUGGAAUGAUAGUACAUUAAUAAUAUAAUAACCUUGUCCAAAAUUGUUUAACUCUAAAGUUUCUAUUUCAUACUAUAAACAAAUAUAAAAUUGUUCUACAUAUUAAAAUGUUUGAAAUGUAUUCUUUAAAAAUAUGCAGACAUUUAUAGGCCAUGCCCAUGAAAGAAUGUAUGAAUACCCAAGACCCCAGUACUUAACUCUGAGUCCUUUAUAGCUUAUAUUUUCAGAACACUUAUUUAUUCGUAAAUCCUUAGGUUGUUGUAGACUAAUGCUCAUGUUUCCGUUUAUAAUUUACAUUGACUCAGUACUGAUAUUCUGAGUUUGUAGUGUUGUUUGUGGCUGUCUCUCUUGUCUUUGAGCACUGUGUAUAUUGCUAAGCAUGCAUGUUCACCAGCUGGUUGUAACACCUGUAAGGAAGAAUAAACAUCAUUAUUCAGUCAUGUGGAUUUUAUAAGGCCCAAUUUUUAUCCUUAAGAUGUUUCAAUUUAAGUUAGUUGUUAUUUAAAUAAAAAUGGAUGCUCACAUACUGAUGGAAUGCUUAUAAAUAAUACAUACGACACCAAGUUUUUCUUUUGGCAUGACUUUGCUUAUAAUUUAUUCAAUUUUUUGCUUUCUCUUGAAAAAGUAAUAGUCCCAUUUUAUUUACUUUACAAUGGAUACUAUAUGUAUACAUUUUAUAUGCAUCAUUUUCAAAGAUUUUUGCUCUUUGAACUUACUGUUGAGAUAAAUCAACCAUAAUUGUACCAUUUUCAUAUUAGUUGAAAUUUUAUUUUACUUUUUUAUGUAUGUAAUGGGUAGACUGAAUGAUUAUAAAGAAUAUAAUCCUAUAAAUUUCAACAUCACCACCAUGACCAAACAACUGUUUGAAUCAAUCUAAUUGUUCACUUGAGUGUCAAAACAUUGAAUAUGAUAACAAUAAAAUAAAGAUAAAAUAUGGUAAA
Jaculus jaculus (lesser Egyptian jerboa) is the source of this 3824-nucleotide messenger RNA. RefSeq names its product serpin family I member 1 (gene Serpini1). Lineage: Eukaryota; Metazoa; Chordata; Mammalia; Rodentia; Dipodidae. Gene Ontology annotation, biological process: negative regulation of endopeptidase activity. The record is from RefSeq and is a predicted model, not a curated record. Bases 459 to 1691 code for a protein of 410 amino acids. Gene Ontology annotation, molecular function: serine-type endopeptidase inhibitor activity. The transcript is spliced from 9 exons.